Molecule: messenger RNA, 1944 nt
Organism: Papaver somniferum (opium poppy)
Lineage: Eukaryota; Viridiplantae; Streptophyta; Magnoliopsida; Ranunculales; Papaveraceae
Exons: 3
Coding region: 1-1944 (647 amino acids)
Molecular function (GO): RNA-DNA hybrid ribonuclease activity; nucleic acid binding
Source: RefSeq, a predicted model, not a curated record
AUGGGGCUAGCUGAAAAUUGGAUUAAACUCAUAAAUCAGUGUGUUUCUACUGUCUCCUAUUCUGUUCUUUUAAAUGGUAGUCCUACUGGUUUCUUUCAACCUGAGAGAGGUCUAAGGCAAGGGGAUCCUUUAUCCCCUUACAUAUACAUCAUCUGUGCUGAGGCUCUAUCUUCUUACAUAGAUAGUCUCCAAAGAAAUGGAACUCUUAAGGGUAUCAGAAUUUGUAAAAAUGCUCUAGAAAUGAUUCAUCUACUGUUUGUUGAUGGUUCUCUUCUUUUCUCUUCUGCUACUAUUGAAUAUUUUAAUGUUAUAAAAGGUUAUCUUCAAAAGUACUGCCUUGCCUUUGGGCAGGAAAUUAAUUUUGAUAAAUCUGGUAUUCUUUUUAGUAGGAAAAUCCCUGAACAUAGGAAAGCCCUUUUGGCUAAUAUUCUGGAUAUCCAAAGCAGAGAUUUGGGUGAGAAGUACCUUGGUACUCCUACUAUUUUCAAAGAUUCUAAAAUCCAAACCCAUAUGGGCAUCCUUCAGGCUGUGGAUGCCAUAAUAAUUGUUUGGAUUCACAAGCUCCUCUCCCAGGCUGCUAGAACCACUUUGGUGAAACAUAUUGUCCAAGUUAUCCCCUUGUACCAUAUGGGGGAUUUUCUCAUCCUAAAGCACCUCUACAGACAUAUGGAUGCCCAUCUCUGCAAAUUCUGGAAUGCUUGGAAAAUUAUUGAAAACCCUGAUUGCAUGUUGGCUAAGAUUUUAAAAGUUAGAUAUUUCCCUAGGACUGAUUUUCUGAAUGCCAAAUGUCCUGAUAAAUGCUCUUGGACCUGGAAAUGCCUUCAUGCUAUAAAAGAGUUUAUUAAACCCUUUGUUUCCUGGAUUGUUGGGGAUGGAAAGUUUAUCGACCCCUGGUGUGACAAAUGGAUUCCAAAUUUGGGUUCUGCUACUCCCAACCCUCUCAACCCUCAGGACCCUAGCAUAAAAGUUGAUUACUUCAUUGAUAACCAUACUAGAACGUGGAAUGUUUCUAGACUCUCUACCCACUUUGAUGAUGCUUCUGUUAAGAAGAUCGUCACUAUUCCCGUAAGCCAGCAUUGCACUCCUGACAGGAGGGCUUGGGACCUAUCGAAGAAUGGUAAAUUUUCUUCAAAAUCCGCUUACUUGGGCCUCAGAGGCAUUAAUACCUCUCCAUGUAAGACUCUUUGGUUACAUAUAUGGAAGAUUAGAGUUCCUCACAGAGUUCAACUCUUCCUUUGGAAAGCUUCUAAAAAUGCUCUUCCAGCUAGAAUCGUCCUUCAUACCAGAAUGCCCAUGCAUUCUGUUGAAUGUGCCAGAUGCAAGGAUCCUCAUGAAAACAUUAUGCAUACUUUGGUCAUGUGUCCUUUUGAUUCUAAGUCUGUCAUAGAAAGAGCUAGGGCAAUGCUCCUUACUAGGAAAAAUACUUCUAUUGCCACUCUUUCAAAUACCAUAGCUCUAAAUCACAAAUGGAUGCCCCCUUUGGUUGGUUGGAUGAAAUGUAACACUGAUGGAGAUUUUGAUGACAUCUCUGGAGAUAAUGGUGUAGGAUAUGUGAUGAGAAAUUCUACUAGCAAAGCCUCUUUCUGUGGUGCCAUGGUUUUUGAAGUUUCGUCUGCAGAAGAAGCUGAAGCCAGAGCCAUCUGGGGAGUUCUCAAGAAAGCAGUGGAACAGAAGAUGACCCAUAUCAUCAUUGAAAGCGAUGCUAAGAAGCUGGUGGAACAAUUCUCUUUGGGUUCUUUUGAUGGUGAUUCUAGGACAGAUGCCAUAUUUAAAGACAUUCAGUCAUUUGCCUCUAAUUUAAUAGCUUGUAUCUUUAGUUUUCAACCUAGAAUCUAUAAUACCGUUGCUCAUGAGUUAGCUCAAUGGGCUAAACGUAAGAAAACUUAUAUGUACUGGUCUAUGCCUCCUGCUUGGCUAGCUGCGACAGUUGAGGGAGACUAUUAG